Brenthis ino (lesser marbled fritillary) is the source of this 1188-nucleotide messenger RNA. Lineage: Eukaryota; Metazoa; Arthropoda; Insecta; Lepidoptera; Nymphalidae. The record is from the annotation of a GenBank genome assembly.
AUGGGUGUUAUAGAUAAGUUUAUGCCACUUCUCAUGGAGAAAGAAGAAGAAGGCAUGUGGACUCCGUUGUUGCAAACCAGCGAGUGCACUUUUGCGUAUAUCAAAACAAACAAUCUCUAUAUUGUGUCUACCACUAAAAAAAAUGCGAAUAUUGCUCUUGUAUUUGUAUUUCUUUACAAAAUAGUUGAGGUCAUGACUGAAUAUUUUAAAGAGCUUGAAGAAGAGAGUAUCCGUGAUAAUUUCGUGGUAAUUUAUGAACUAAUGGAUGAACUUUUAGAUUUUGGCUACCCUCAAACUACAGAUAGCAAAAUUUUACAAGAGUAUAUUACACAAGAAGGCCACAAAUUAGAAAUGCAACCUCGCAUUCCUAUGGCAGUAACAAAUGCUGUAUCUUGGAGAUCGGAGGGUAUUAAAUACAGGAAAAAUGAAGUGUUUCUGGAUGUGAUAGAAUCUGUUAAUUUAUUGGCUAACUCAAAUGGUAAUGUUUUAAGAAGUGAGAUUGUGGGUGCCAUCAAAAUGAGAGUCUAUUUAUCUGGUAUGCCUGAGUUACGCCUUGGAUUAAAUGAUAAAGUACUUUUUGAAAGUACUGGUCGAGGUAAAUCUAAAUCUGUUGAAUUAGAAGAUGUUAAAUUUCAUCAGUGUGUCAGAUUGUCUCGUUUUGAAAAUGAUAGAACGAUUUCAUUCAUACCCCCUGAUGGUGAGUUUGAACUCAUGUCUUAUAGAUUAAAUACACAUGUAAAACCUUUGAUAUGGAUAGAAUCUGUUAUUGAACGCCAUGCACACUCCAGAGUGGAGUAUAUGAUCAAAGCUAAGUCCCAAUUCAAGAGACGUUCAACAGCUAAUAAUGUUGAGAUUAUAAUCCCUGUGCCAGCAGAUGCUGAUUCACCUAAAUUUAAAACCACAAUUGGUAGUGUGAAAUACACACCAGAACAAAAUGCCAUUACUUGGUCUAUCAAAUCUUUCCCUGGUGGCAAAGAAUACUUAAUGAGAGCUCAUUUUGGUCUACCAUCAGUUGAAUGUGAAGAUACUGAUGGGAAACCACCUAUACAAGUUAAAUUUGAGAUUCCUUACUUCACAACUUCUGGUAUCCAAGUAAGAUACCUCAAAAUCAUAGAAAAGAGUGGCUAUCAGGCAUUACCAUGGGUUCGAUAUAUCACUCAAAACGGGGAUUAUCAGUUGAGAACUAAU